ACUUGUUUGUUUAUUCGCAUGUCGACUUUGAUCCAAGAUGUACGAAACUAAGGAUAUAACUUGCGUUGUUACUGGUGGAGCUCAAGGAAUCGGGCUCGCAAUCGUCGAAAAUUUUCUUGUCAAUGGUGCCAAACAUGUAAUUAUAUUAGAUUAUAACGAGGAAGAGGGAAAUAAAGUUGUUAAGGAACUGCAAAAUAAAUACAGUGGUGAUUGUGUUUUUAUUCGUUGUGACAUAACUAGAGACUUAGAUUCAGUUUAUAGUGAACUCAUCAAGAAAUAUAAACAUAUAGAUGUAUUUGUAAAUAACGCUGGAAUAUCUGAUACUGAUAACCCCAGAAGGACGAUGAAUGUUAACGCCGUUUCACUUAUAGAAUGGACUUUCAAGGUUUACGAAGAUAUGAGAAUCGAUAAAGGAGGAAAAGGAGGUACCAUUAUAAAUAUAGCUUCUAUACUUGGUUAUGAAAAUACACCAAUUCUGCCAACGUACCAGGCAUCAAAGCACGCUGUAAUUGGUUUCACAAAAUCAUUGGGUCACGAAGUAAAUUACAAUCAGACGGGUGUUAGAGUUGUUGCUAUAUGUCCAGGUAUGACCACCACAAAUCUAGAGAGAAAUUCGAACGAGAAACGCAGUGACACAUUAACUCGAAUGUUAUUAGAAAAACUCAUUACCCAAGAACCUGAUAAUGUUGGCAAGGGGACUCUGGAUGUGUACAAGAAUGCUGAAAGUGGAACUUUUUGGCUUGUAGAACAAUCGCAGCCUCCCCUUAAAGUAAAUCUAGAAGUCAAAUUUGGCUCGUCAGGAAAUAGUAUCGUAUAAUAUAAUAAUGUCGUUCUUUCCAAACCUGUUUCCAGCAUAUGUGCAAUAGUAAAUUAUUGAGUUGUAUAUUAAAUAAUUUUUUAAUAAAUGAUGCUUGCUAGAG
Leptidea sinapis is the source of this 920-nucleotide messenger RNA. RefSeq names its product 15-hydroxyprostaglandin dehydrogenase [NAD(+)]-like. The coding region runs from base 38 to 817 and encodes 259 amino acids. Lineage: Eukaryota; Metazoa; Arthropoda; Insecta; Lepidoptera; Pieridae. The transcript has a single exon. Gene Ontology annotation, cellular component: cytoplasm. The record is from RefSeq and is a predicted model, not a curated record. Gene Ontology annotation, molecular function: oxidoreductase activity, acting on the CH-OH group of donors, NAD or NADP as acceptor.